AUGGAGAAACCACAAACGUACGUUGCCAUUUCGAAGGUUCUGAAACUGGAUCCGGAGCACUAUGGACAUUGGAAGGUGUCAGUCAAACAGGCGAUUCAAGGCAUUGAUAUGGAAGCCUGGUUUGCAUUUGAAGAUGGUUGGACUGAACCAACAGUGAAAGACGACAAAGGUGUGUUGGUGCCAAAACCUCGGAAACAGUGGACUACUGAAGAAAAAGCUGAAUCCAAGCACAACUCACAAGCCUUGUCAGUGAUUUUCAACUCUCUGCCUCUGGAUCAAUUCAAUAGUGUCCAAGGAUGUGUGGCAGCUAAAGAAGCUUGUGAUAUCCUUCAAGUCACCUUCAAAAGAACCAGCAAUGUGAAACGCACUCGUCUGGAUAAUUUGGCAUCGUAUUUUGAGAAUCUGUCCAUGGAAGAAGGUGAAACCAUUGCCAGCUAUAGUGGUCGGUUGAGUGCCAUAGCACAAGAGGCUGUAGUUAUGGGAAAGCGCUACAAAGAUAAGAAGCUAGUAAAGAAGUUUCUCAGGAGUAUACCAGAUAAGUUUCAACCACAUAGAUCUGCCAUUGAUGUCUCUCUGAAUUCUGAUGAAUUGACAUUUAGUCAAGUUGUUGGAAUGAUGCAAUCAUUUGAGAUACAACUGAAGAAAAAAGAACAACGAACGGCUCAGUCCUUUGCUUUGAAGGCUGUUGAAACUCAGAAGACUGUUGUGGCACAAGACUCUGCGGAUGAAGAGAAGGUUGGGUUACUGGUUAGGAAAAUUUUCCGGAAAAUGGAGCGUGGUCAGCGUAAAGGAUCGACGUUCGCAAGCAGAGCUGAUUCAGAAAGAGAUGUUAAGAGAAGUGAUAAGCAAGACCGUCAGUGCUUGGAAUGUGAGGGAUUUGGACAUACCAGGGUGGAGUGCCCUAAUAAUAAACGCAAGGGGUCAGUACAGUGCUAUGGAUACAAAGGAUUUGGACACACCAAGGCUGAAUGUCCAACCAAGGAGAAUAAAUCCAAAUCACUUGUUGUCUGGAGUGAUAGUGAAUCCGAAGAUGAUGUGCAAGACGGUGACAUUAUUAACAACUUUGUGGCUCUGCUGGGAGUGAUUGAAGACAAUGAAGCUGAGGAACCGACUGUAACAAUUCAACCUACUGUGGUAUCUGACUCUGAGGACGAUGAAGCGGACUUGUCAGUUGAGGAACAAGUCACUCUACUCAUUUCAAGUCUUGUUCAGAAGAAGAAGGAGUAUGAUGAACUGUUGUCUGAAAAGGAGGCUCUAAAGUCCCAACUCACACAGUUGUCCACAGAUCUUGAGGAAGAAAGGACCAAGUCGCAGAGACUUGAGAAAUAA
Messenger RNA from Camelina sativa (false flax), 1329 nucleotides. The record is from RefSeq and is a predicted model, not a curated record. Lineage: Eukaryota; Viridiplantae; Streptophyta; Magnoliopsida; Brassicales; Brassicaceae.